AUGUUCCAGACACACGCCGAGAGAACCCAACGCCUCAGCGAGGCGAUAAUGAAAGCUGGAGCCGAGCAGGAGCGGAUCAUUCAAGAUGUCUCAGAGGCAACCGCGACAGUGGUGGAGGUCGCUAGAGAAAAGGAUAGGGCCGAACAGGAGGUAGCGACGGCCCAGAGUGAGCUGAAGGCUAAGUCGCGAGAAAUAGAGAUGUGCCUCACUCUGAUAGGCGGCCACUACGACCAUGGUCAUGUCACUAGAUGA
Molecule: messenger RNA, 252 nt
Organism: Perkinsus marinus ATCC 50983
Lineage: Eukaryota; Perkinsozoa; Perkinsida; Perkinsidae
Exons: 3
Coding region: 1-252 (83 amino acids)
Source: RefSeq, a predicted model, not a curated record